Molecule: messenger RNA, 770 nt
Organism: Chenopodium quinoa (quinoa)
Lineage: Eukaryota; Viridiplantae; Streptophyta; Magnoliopsida; Caryophyllales; Amaranthaceae
Exons: 3
Coding region: 211-528 (105 amino acids)
Source: RefSeq, a predicted model, not a curated record
UAUAUUAAAAGUAAAGGGCAAAGUUAGUAAAGAAAAAGGCUUGAUUUAAUAUGAAUAAACCUAUCUUUCUUACAACUUUUGUAUUUUUCUAGGUAAUUUGGAUUUUAUUUUAUUUUUGUGGAAUGAUUUUACAAAUAGAAAGAACAACAUUUGACUUUGAGAGAAUAUAUAAAAGGAGUGAAAGAAAACAUAGUUGUAGCUAAGUAAAAUAUGGAGAGUCUAAGGAGCUUCCUCUGCUUCAAGACCUCACCACCAUCAAUAGUCUUUCCAACUACAACCACCUUCUUCACUAAGCUUCCUUUGCGAUUUUGGCACAAGGCGAAAGCAGGAUAUGCUGUUUUUGGAGCAAAACAAGCUGCUAAAAGAAAAGGGCUUGUGAGCCUUUCUAAAGACAAGGAGCUAUGUGAAGGAUAUGCUGAUAUCGAAACGAUGUGGAAGAUGAUUCAUUCGACCCGUGCUAAGGAUAUACACAGCAACAGAAACUGCAAGAGACCUCGAUAUUUAGUAGUCUGUUUUAAGCCAAGUUAAGUGACUUUCAAAAGAGAUAAUAUGGCUUACUUCAGUUUUAUUGUUUUGUACAAUAAGUAGGUCUAAUUUACGGUCUUUAAUUCUCUUGGUGUUGUGUUUUGUUAUGCCCAUCAGGUUCUUCUCUAGAUAGAUUGAAGAACAAUUCUGCAAAGCUGAUAGAAUGGGAAAAUUAAACACGAUUAUAUGUAGACUUCGAUUAGUUAUAAACUUUUGAGUAUAUUUGAAGGUUUAACUGUCAAAAA